Messenger RNA from Oxyura jamaicensis (ruddy duck), 1191 nucleotides. Its product is annotated as protein transport protein sec31-like. Bases 1 to 1080 code for a protein of 359 amino acids. The record is from RefSeq and is a predicted model, not a curated record. The transcript has 3 exons. NCBI's taxonomy places the organism in Eukaryota, Metazoa, Chordata, Aves, Anseriformes, Anatidae.
AUGGCUUCAAAAGUGCGAGGCCGCGCCGGCUGCGUGGGACCGACCCGAGCGCCCGGACUGGAUGCCGGUGGCAGCUUUGCUUUUCCCCAGUCGGUCCCGUUUCUCCGGCUUCCCUUUUUUUUUUUUUUUUUUUUUUUUUUUUUUUUUCCUCCCUUUCUUCUCUUUUCCCCCCUCGGCCCACCCCCAGCCUGGCUGCCCCUGUCCUUGUGCCCUUCUGCCCCGGCUCUCCUCCUGUCCCCGUCGCCUCGUCCCGCCGCUCUUCCCCUUCCCCACCCAGCCCGCCCCGCUCCCUCCCUCCUUUCCUCCACCUUCCUCCCUCCGCGCGGCCCCGCGCUCGCUUUCUGCGGCCGCGAUGUGCGCUUUAUUUCUCGGGCUUUAAUUUCCUGCCAGGUGGGUCCCUGCCGCCCACCCCGGCGCGCAGCGGUGCCGGCCGGAGCGGCGGCGGCUCGGGGAUGGUUGGGCGGGGGGGCGGGGAGGGGGAGGGGUGUCGGAGGCGAGGAGGGGUGGCGAUGUUUGGGAUGCACAGCCCUGGGACGGGAGCGCCGCGCAGCCAGACAGGCAGGCACGCACACACGCGCGCGCACACACACCAAAUCCGAAAGCGAGGACAACCCCAAAAAGGACUCACUUUGCCUCGAUGACUCAACGCAACUAAUAAUCGUUUCUCCGCUCUCUGUGGCGAGUCCCUCCUGCCGCUGCUGUUGCUGGCAGAGGAGGGAGAGAUUGAAAGUGACACAUCGGGGGCCGCCGCCGCCGCUUCCCCGCGCCGCCAGGCACCCGCCGCCGCCGCGGAGCCCGAGAGAGCGGCCUCUGGGGGAGCGGCGCUGCCUCCUGCCCCCGUCUCCCCCGGUAGCGCUUUUCUUUGCCGAAGGUGUGAGGAGCCGUCUUCCUCUCCCCCUCUCCUCCGCACCGGAGCCGGCGGUCCCCCGCCCCCUCGCCCCUGCCCGCUCCUCUCCGCUCCGCUCCGCUCCGCCAGGCUCCGCUCGCCACCGGGACCCUCCGGGAAGGGGCGCCGGCCCCUGCCGCCUCGGCACCCCGGGACGAGGGCAAGCAGGGGGCUGGGGGUGGGGAAAGGACUAGGAGGGAAGCAAGCGGCGCGAGAGGAGGCACCGAGAAAACUUUCCACCCUGGAUUCUCUACUUUUGAUCCAUGGACAGAGCCCAACUCAGCCAACUUACAGACAGGCUCUAA